Pteronotus mesoamericanus is the source of this 2430-nucleotide messenger RNA. It is a transcript of the gene LNX1, whose product is annotated as ligand of numb-protein X 1. Gene Ontology annotation, cellular component: cytoplasm. Gene Ontology annotation, biological process: ubiquitin-dependent protein catabolic process. The record is from RefSeq and is a predicted model, not a curated record. NCBI's taxonomy places the organism in Eukaryota, Metazoa, Chordata, Mammalia, Chiroptera, Mormoopidae. The coding region runs from base 113 to 2311 and encodes 732 amino acids. Gene Ontology annotation, molecular function: ubiquitin-protein transferase activity; metal ion binding; protein binding. The transcript has 11 exons.
CAGGCAGACACGUAAAAAAGGUUUGGAUGGGUCCUAAAAGAUCUUGAUUUGCUCCUGAGGAAAUACUAUUUUGCUGGGUCAGUUGCCCAUCAUCCCAUCCUGCCAGUCAACCAUGAGCCAGCCAGAUCUUGCCAACAACCCAGAUCUCAGCCCUGACCCACUGUGUGUGGUGUGUGGCCAGUCCCACUCCCCUGAGGAAAAUCAUUUCUACACCUAUACAGAAGAUGUGGACGAUGACCUCAUAUGCCACAUCUGCCUGCAAGCAUUGCUGGACCCUCUUGACACGCCCUGCGGACACACCUACUGCACUCUCUGCCUCACCAACUUCCUAGUAAACAAGGACUUCUGCCCCAUGGAUCGCAUGCCGGUGGUUCUCCAGCACUGCAAGAAAUCCAGCAUCCUGGUCCACAAGCUCCUCAACAAGCUGAUGGUGACCUGCCCGUUCACCGAGCACUGCACCGAGGUAGUGCAGCGCUGUGACCUCGAGCAGCACUUUCAAACCAGCUGUAAAGGUGCCUCCCACUACGGCCUGACCAAAGACAGAAAGAGGCGCUCUCAAGAUGGCUGUCCAGACAGUUGUGCGAGUCUCCCAUCAACAACACUCUUCCCAGAAGUUUCUGCAGCUGCCACCAUCGCCUUAAUGACUGAUGAGCCUGGCCUGGACAACCCUGCCUACGUGUCUACGGCAGAGGAUGGUCAGCCAGCAAACAGUCCAUCGGACUUUGGCCGGAGCAACCGAACUAGGGCACGGCCCUUUGAGCGAUCCUCUGUUAGAAGCAGGUCAUUUAAGAAGAUAAAUCGAGCUUUGAGUGUUCUUCGAAGGACAAAGAGUGGAACUGCAGUUGCCAACCAAGCUGACCAGAGCCGGGAAAAUUCUGAAAACACCGCUUCCCCUGAAGUCUUUCCAAGGUUAUAUCACCUGAUUCCAGAAGGUGAAAUUACCAGCAUCAAGAUUAAUCGCAUGGAUCCCAAUGAAAGCCUCUCCAUUAGGCUUGUGGGAGGCAGCGAAACCCCAUUGGUCCAUAUCAUCAUCCAACACAUCUAUCGUGAUGGGGUGAUUGCCAGAGAUGGCCGGUUACUGCCAGGAGACAUCAUACUAAAGGUCAACGGAAUGGACAUCAGCAAUGUACGGCACAACUACGCCCUGCGCCUCCUGCGGCAGCCCUGCCGGGUGCUGUGGCUGACUGUGCUGCGUGAGCAGAAGUUCCGAAGCAGGAACAACGGACAGGUGCUGGACACCUGUGGACCCCGAGAUGACAGUUUCCAUGUGAUUCUCAACAAAAGCUGCCCUGAAGAGCAGCUUGGGAUAAAAUUGGUGCGCAAGGUGGAUGAACCUGGGGUGUUCAUUUUCAACGUGUUGGAUGGUGGUGUGGCAGACCGACACGGUCAGCUGGAGGAGAACGAUCGCGUGUUAGCCAUCAACGGACAUGACCUUAGAUACGGCAGCCCAGAAAGCGCAGCUCAUCUGAUCCAGGCCAGCGAGCGGCGCGUUCACCUCGUCAUGUCGCGCCAGGUUCGUCAGCAGAGUCCUGACAUCUUUCAGGAAGCCGGCUGGAGCGGCAACGGCAGCCGGUCCCCAGGGCCAGCGGACAGGAGCGACACUCCCAAGCCCCCCAAUCCUGCGGUCACUUGUCAUGAGAAGGUGGUUACUGUCCGAAAAGACCCCAGCGAGUCUCUCGGCAUGACCGUUGGAGGGGGCGCAUCACACAGGGAGUGGGAUUUGCCUAUCUAUGUCAUCAGUGUUGAGCCCGGAGGAGUCAUCAGCAGAGAUGGAAGAAUAAAAACAGGUGACAUUUUGUUGAAUGUGAAUGGAGUUGAACUAACAGAGGUCAGCCGGAGCAAGGCCGUUGCACUGUUGAAAAGCACAUCCUCCUCGGUGGUUCUUAAAGUUCUAGAAGUCAAACAAUGUGAGCCCCAGGAAGACUGCAGCAGCCCAGCAGCCCUGGACUCCAACCACAACACAGCCCCAGCUGGCGACUGGUCCCCAUCCUGGGUCAUGUGGCUGGAAUUACCAGGGUACCUAUAUAACUGUAAAGAUGUUAUAUUACGAAGAAACACAGCUGGAAGUCUAGGAUUCUGCAUUGUAGGAGGUUAUGAAGAAUACAAUGGAAACAAACCUUUCUUUAUCAAAUCCAUUGUUGAAGGAACACCAGCAUACAAUGAUGGAAGAAUAAGAUGUGGUGAUAUUCUUCUUGCUGUGAAUGGCAGAAGUACAUCAGGAAUGAUACAUGCCUGCUUGGCGAGGAUGCUCAAAGAACUUAAAGGAAAAAUCACUCUGACUAUUGUUUCUUGGCCUGGCACUUUUUUAUAGAAUGAUGGGUCACAGAAAAAGAGAAAAUCACAAUUAAGUUGAAACAAUAUAUUUAUCUUGUCAAUUUUUGUAUUUAAAGGAUACACUGUAAAAAUGUGAACUUUAACGUCAGCAAAAGU